AUGGGAGCCGAGGAGAGGCGCAGAGGAGGCGGGCCCCGCGACAGUCUGGCCGAGGCGCGAGGCCCUCCUCCCGCCUCUCCGCCUACUCCAUCCUCCGCCGCCUCAGCUUCCCCAGCGAGCCCUGCGGCCGCCGCAGCUGCUCCCGCGGCGGAGCAGGAGCCGGAUGGUCAGAGGAGCCCGGCAGCCUCAGCAGCCGCGGAGUCGCCUGGCCACCAGACUGACUGGCACAGUGGAGAAACCACCUCGAAAACGGAAAAGCAGGUAAGGACUGAAUUUGCUCUUAAAGAAAUCAUGUCCUCUGGAGGUGCUGAAGAUGACAUCCCACAGGGAGAGAGGAAAACAGUCACUGAUUUUUGUUAUCUUCUGGAUAAAUCUAAGCAACUGUUCAAUGGGUUAAGAGAUUUGCCACAAUAUGGGCAGAAGCAGUGGCAAUCCUAUUUUGGAAGAACUUUUGAUGUGUACACCAAACUCUGGAAGUUCCAGCAGCAGCACCGACAAGUCUUGGAUAAUCGGUAUGGCUUGAAGCGGUGGCAAAUAGGGGAAAUUGCUUCUAAGAUUGGGCAGCUAUACUACCAUUAUUACUUACGCACAUCUGAGACCAGCUAUCUGAAUGAGGCUUUCUCCUUCUAUUCUGCAAUCAGACAGAGAUCAUAUUAUUCUCAAGUCAAUAAAGAAGACAGACCUGAGUUGGUAGUUAAGAAGCUACGAUACUAUGCAAGAUUUAUAGUAGUGUGUCUUCUUCUCAACAAAAUGGAUGUUGUAAAGGAACUGGUGAAGGAAUUGUCCGAUGAAAUUGAAGAUUACACUCACCGCUUUAAUACUGAAGAUCAAGUGGAGUGGAACCUCGUGCUUCAAGAAGUCGCAGCUUUUAUCGAGGCAGACCCCGUAAUGGUGUUGAAUGAUGAUAAUACCAUUGUCAUCACAUCUAACCGCCUUGCUGAAACAGGAGCCCCACUGCUGGAACAGGGCAUGAUUGUGGGACAGCUGUCUCUGGCUGACGCGCUCAUUAUUGGUAAUUGUAAUAACCAGGUUAAGUUCAGUGAACUAACUGUUGACAUGUUCCGGAUGUUACAAGCCCUGGAAAGGGAGCCAAUGAAUUUAGCUUCCCAGAUGAAUAAGUCAGGAAUGCAGGAAUCAGCUGACAAGCCUACCAGGCGAGAAAAUCCCCACAAGUACCUGCUCUACAAACCAACCUUCAGCCAACUGUACACAUUCUUAGCAGCAUCUUUUAAGGAGCUGCCUGCCAAUAGCGUGCUUCUGAUUUACCUGUCAGCCACUGGCGUUUUCCCAACAGGUCGUUCUGAUAGUGAAGGUCCUUAUGAUUUUGGAGGGGUUCUUACUAAUAGUAACCGGGAUAUUAUAAAUGGAGAUGCCAUGCACAAACGCAAUCAAUCUCACAAAGAAAUGCACUGCCUCCAUCCUGGAGAUCUCUACCCCUUCACGAGGAAGCCCCUGUUUAUCAUCGUGGAUUCAUCCAAUAGUGUCGCAUAUAAGAAUUUCACAAACUUAUUUGGACAGCCACUAGUCUGCUUGCUUUCUCCUACAGCAUAUCCAAAAGCUUUACAAGAUCAAUCUCAACGAGGUAGCCUCUUCACACUCUUUUUGAACAAUCCUCUAAUGGCCUUCCUAUUUGUCUCUGGAUUGUCAAGCAUGCGCAGAAGCCUGUGGGAAAAGUGUCAAGAAUACCUUCGAAAAAUCAACCGCGAUAUUGCCCAGCUACUGACCCAUUCACGUUCAAUAGAUCAGGCAUUCCUCCAGUUUUUUGGAGAUGAAUUUCUUCGCUUGCUUCUCACAAGAUUUGUCUUUUGUUCAGCCACCAUGAGGAUGCACAAGAUUUUUCGGGAAACACGGAAUUACCCAGAAUCAUAUCCACAACUGCCAAGGGAUGAAACGGUGGAGAACCCUCAUCUCCAGAAGCACAUUUUGGAAUUGGCAUCCAUUCUGGAUGUUCGAAACGUGUUCUUUGAAAAUACCUUGGAUGACUAUUAAAACAAAAACCCUCUUGUCGAAACACUUUCAUUUGCCACAGAUUUUAAAUGGUGCCAUUUUCUAAUGUGAUGACAGACACAUAGUGGUGUUACUUCGUUUUUAUUUUUUAAUUUAGGACCGCCAUUUUAAAAACAAACCUAAAACAUUGUUCAAACGUUUAGGGUGGCUGUUUUAAAAUACAAUCUUUCAGGUCUUUUAAAAACUAGCUUAAUUUGGGGAUUUUUAUUUUUUUGGUUUUGAGGUAUGGAUAUUUGCCUCCAGCAUCUUACCCUACCCUCAAAUAUUCACUGUUCUCACUCUUCAAAGAGCAAAUUAUUUAUUUUUGUAUAAUGAGGAAAAUCCAACUCUUAAACUUGGACCUUACAGUGUAAUUGUUCACAGAGAUGAAACUAGCCAGCAUGGACUACUAAAAAUCUAGAACAGAGUCCUGCCAUAAUAUUUCUUUUCAUUCCAAGUUAGUAGGUAGAAACUGUGUGAAGAGUAUAAUCGAGACAGUUCUUGAAAUCAUUUAACUUGCUUAAAUACUGUCAUAAUUUCUAAAACUAUAUGAGAUUGAUUUGCGCCUGAAAGCUAAAGCUUUAAUUGGGAUCUUGAGAAUGAUGAAUAUCAUCUGGAGUGUGUGAAUCCUGUCCUGUGAGAUAUGUUUGCAUAUUUUGUUUUCUUCGUUAGACUUUGAGUGCUGGAAAUGUAAAAGAACAACUUUUAAAUAUUUCACUUAAAAAUCAGAUUGUCAGCUUUUUAAUACAGUAUUUCCAGUAGGAAUUCUAUUUAAAUUCUUCAUUCAUACAGUCAGGUUUAAAGACUGUCUAGAUUGAAGUCCAUGGCGUACAGUACAGAGUUUAUAAUCUUUUUGCAGAGUUAAAGUUUGUGAGACUUCAGAGUCAGAGAUGGUAUUAAUUUUAGUUGCGGGCAACUGAGUUGUUAUGUAACCUAAGGUGGAAGUUGUUUUGCAUUGACAAUUUGGCAAUAAGAUGUUUUUUAAAACUUCUUGUACUUAAUAUUUUAUAUUCACGCACAAGUUUUUUAUUAUUUUAAAUAGGACUCAGUGUAUAAUAUAAAGAUUUUUGUGUUCUUUUCCCUAUCAUCCCCUUCAUAAUUUCACAGGUACUAGCUAUGAUAUUUGCCUCCCUCCCCCUGCCCUUUUGACUCCACUCAGAAAGUUAUGAAUCAAAGUCCUUCUACUUAAUUUUCUAUAUACAGGCUCACAUUCUACCUCUGGCAGGCAGUCCUAGGAGAAAUGAGGUGAUUGCUUUUGGUGCCUCUUUCCUAUGUCCCUCGGGAAAUUUUACCGUUAUAUAUUUUUAACUUUGUUUUCAUAGAGAAUUACUUGGGUCUGAGUUAUUCAUAUACUUGUUCUAAUUUGCUGAUAUUAUAUCUGAUAUCUUGAAGUUAUUGUUCUUGGUUUUGGGGGACUUUGUGGUGUUUUAUUAAUUAAAAAAAUUUUUUUUAUUGAUUUCAGAGAGGAAGGGAGAGAGAGAUAGAAACAUGAAUGAUGAGAAAGAAUCAUUGAUUGGCUGCCUCCUGGAUGCCCCUCACGGGGGAUCCAGCCCACAACCCAGGCACAUGCUCUGACUGGGAAUCAAACCACAAUCUCCUGGUUCAUAGGUUGACGCUCAACCACCGAGCCACACCUGUUUCAUUAAUUUUUAAUUAUUUUUGUUGGUUCUUUUAAACAUAUUUCAGAAAGCUUUGGAAAAGAUAUUCUGGAUAGAGAUUACCUUUGCUAGUGGGUUGUUUUCCAUUAUCAGAUAAAGACCACUUUCUCUUUUUCUCAGCCCCUUAAUAAAUUUCAUAGCUUUCGUGUCGCCAAGGUUUUCACCUAGACUCCAGCAAUAGACUGGCCUAGUUGUCCGAACUCUUGUUUCAAUUCUCCCAAAGUUCUGUGCCAGUAACAUUCCUAACACAUAUAUUCCUGUUCUCUGAUGCUUAAAAUGGUAUUGUACAUCCUGAGCUUUAUCCUCACCUGUUUAGCAUAAAGAACACUGGUCUGAGAACUAGGAGUCCUGAGUUCUAAUCCCGCUUUCCCGAUAACUAGCUGUAUGCCCUUAAUAGGUGUCUUCAUGUCGCUGCUUUUUAGCAUUCUCAUCUAUAAAAUGAAGGCAUUAGCCCUAGAUCCUGUCCAACUCAUUGGUUCUAUAAUUUGAAUUCUUGGUUCCAAAAGAUACUGAUUUCUCCACCCCGUCACCUGGAAAACUAGUUUUCCUGAUUUUAGUGUACACAACAUUUUCUUUUCAAGAUCAUAUUUAACUAGUUUUUAUUCAAGAAAAUAUCUUAGCUGUUGUAGAAACUAGUUCAGAGAGAGAAUCUGAAAUAUUAGAGGUUUUGUGAUUAGAAAUCACAACUAGGGUUUAGAUGAUGACAUUGGCUUCUUAAGCUACUAGUAGUGUAAUUCCUUACUGGUAGUUAAAAAUUUAAAGCGAACCAAAGUGAUCUUGAGAGGAAAACUGCUAGGAAAGGCUAAGCUAUUGUUUCAUUCAGGCCUUCAAAAAAAAAAAGUGUAUUGAACAACUGUACUCCAGAUUUUAUUCCAGGCACUGGAGAAGCAAACAAAGUAGACUUAAAAAUUCUGGUCUUCAUGAAGCUUCAUUCUAGUAGGAAGAGUCAGGCAAUACAUACAAUAAUUAAGUAAAUUUAUAUUAGAAAGUUAUAAGUAGUGUGAAGAAGAAUCAGGGCAUGGUAAAGGAAGUUUUUCCGUUUGUUUUGUGGCAAAGAGCAAUGUAGAAAUGAGUGAUCAGGGUAGGCCUUACUGAGAUUACAUUUGUGCAAACAAUUCAUAUUUAUCUUUUCUCUCUGUGUGUAUGGUUUUGCUUUUUAUUGUGGAAGUUUUACAUAUAAACAGAGUUUAAUGAACCCCCUUGUACCCACUACCAAGCUUCUACAUUUUAAAAAAUAAAUUUCUAUUGAUUUUACAGAGGAAGGGAGAGAGAGAGAGAGAGAGAGAGAGAGAGAGAGAGAGAGAGAGAGAAAGAAACAGCAAUGAUGAGAGAAAAUCAUUGAUUGGCUGCCUUGUGCCCUGACCAAGAAUAGAACCAAGACCUCCUGGUUCAUAGGUUGAUGCUCAACCACUGAGCCAUGCCAGCAAGGCCAGCUUCUACAUUUUAAGGUGUUACUUUAAUUAAGGAAGAAGCAGCGUAAAAGGACAAUCGCCCCAGUGGGCUCUAGAUGGCAGUGGCCAAGAAUCAGUGCAAACUGCCCCCCUUUAUAAAUAUAAAAAUAGCAAGCUUUUUAUUUAUUUAUUUUUAGAAUUCAUAGAAACUAAAAUAUUGGAACUAAGAACAAAGCAAAGCAAUAGGAAAGGGCACUUUUUUGUUUUCCAAUUGCACAAACCCCCCCUGGAGAUUCUGAUAGUCUCUCACCUCUCGUAAAAAUCACCGUAAACAGAAUAGAAAGUGUAAGACUGCAAAAAGUCUGUUAUACACAAAACAAAAAUAAGCACAAUGGAAUUAUUUUCUCUUUCUUUUCCCAUAUAUUUCUGAAGUUGAUAGAGCACUUAUCUUCCCUAUUUUACAGAAGAGAAAUCUAAGGUACUCCCCCCCGGCCCCCCAAAAAUUGUCAGUUUAUUCACAGUGAUAGUGUUAGAACUCAAAUCUCCUGCUCUCAGCCCAGUCUUUCCUAGUCGCUCAGGUUUUCUACAAUGAACAAGAAAGAAAUAAGAGAUUUAUAUUUUGGCACAAAGGUUAUGGUAUUUUUAAUAUCAAAUAUUGAAACCAGUAAAUGAGUCAGCCCUAGCAAAUUUUUAUUUAUUAAUUAUAACUUAUAGUCCAUAAGUUAGACAUUUUGUCUUUGAUUUUAGCCUGUGUGUGUGUGUGUGUGUGUGUGUGUGUGUGUGUGUGUCUGUGUGUCUGUGUUUUCUUCUUAGGAAGUGGUGCUCUCAAAACCUCUCAAAGCACAUAGAAUUUAUUGUACUCUUUAUAUUUUUACCGAGUUGAAAUGUUUUGAGAUUAUAAAAGCAAAGUGCAAUCUAGUUAUGACUGAAAUUUUUUAAAUCUAGGAUCUGGAUUUUAUUUUUCUUCACUUGUGGCUUCUGCCCUUCUUUCUGUUCUUGUAAUAGAAUUUCCUGAAAGUGAUUAGGUGUGUUAGAUGGUGACUGAACUGAAUUUCAUUGAGGUAAAGGGAAAAUCAACAAAUACGCUUUUUUGUAUAUCAGUUAUGGAUCUUUCUGUAGCAUUCCUCUUUAAGUUUAAUCUCUGAUCUUUGUGACUUAGCAACUUUCUGUUUCUUAGAAGGGCUUUGGACUCAGUUGAAAAAUCUUGUACUUAGUUAUCCAUGGAGACUUGUAAUCAGCCUGAUACACAGAGAACAUUCUUGACUGGAAAUACAGUAAGGUAUGAAGGUCUGCAAACUUGGCUUCUGCCAGUGAUUCAGAACCACCUCCCCACCCUAAGUGAGUAAAAGAUUUGAUUUUAAUAUCAAUGGUAUGAGUCUCCUGGUGAUAUUUUGGGUGUAUAUAUGUUCCUGUGUGUGUGUUUGGAGAGUGUAAAGUGUAUUUACAUUGAGGGCUCUUUUGUUGACUUUAUUUAUUUGAAAUUCUUAUUUGUAAUGGCAUGUGUAUAUUUUUAUGAUGCUAAAUGCAAUCUCUGUGUAUACUUUUUGUAUAUAUGUACAUAUUUGUAAAUAUAUUGGUAUGCAAUGAUAUAGUAUGUGUAUAUUAUAUACCCAUAUCCAUUGUGGGCUAAAUUUAUUUAAGUUCUGUGAGGACAUCAUAGUGGCAUUGUUCAUGCUGCUAUAAUUAGGUUGUGGCUGUAUCUCAUUCAUGAGCCUCUAUUUUGAGGGGCUUGUGUUUGGAUAUAAUGGGUUAAUUUGGAGUUGAAAUUAGGAUACAAAGAUCUUUAACGGAAAGCUGGAUACGCUUAGCUUAAAAAUCAUCUGCCAAUUUUCAUUUAAACUGAUGAUAAAUUAGUGACAUAAACCUGAAAAACCUAAGUAUGUGAAACUGAGAUACCAACAGGUUCUUAAGCUAUAUUAGUCCUUUAUUUUCUUGAUCCAUAGUUGAGUAUUACUGAGUACUAAAGUAUUUAUACUAAGAAUCAAGGGGCUGUGGAAAAAAUUGAUCACAUUUCAAAGUAGAGAGGAAAAUGUCCUUUAAAUAGGGAAUAUGUUCCUAGUUUCCAUUUUAAUACCCGAUAUUGAAUUUUAAUUUUGGAACAAUUUUUUUUCACUGGUAUGUCUCAUUUUAUGUCUCCGUGAGGCAGAAAAGAGGGCAUUAGCUAGGGGAAGGCUUUACUUAGGUGGGGUGGAAUUUAUUUCGAAAAGGAGGCUGUUAAUCAGUGUAUUUACAGCAGCUGUGAUCACUUUUGUCCUGUCGUGGCAUUACUGACUAUGGAUAUUUCUUACUGGGGCUGCAUAUCAAAGAUGAGUAUGUUCAUCUGAGAAAAUGCUUCCCGUGAAUACAGUGCCUCCAGCUGUAUCUCUUUGUCUCUGUGAGACCACUUGUGUUCUGUAGAUUGAUGAUGUAUGUUCACACGUGAGGGUAGGAUUCUUAAGAUGAGGCGCGUGGUGUGCUCUAAGAUCUGGCUGGGCCUUCAAACCUCUACCAAAGAUGACAGGUGGGGGAGAUAAGAGGAUAGUGAUUAUGUAUGGUGCUACUUUGUGAACCUAUGAAAUAUCACAGAAUAUCAAUGUUCAGUUACUCCUGUCUUCACUGGGCAUGUUUAUGUGCAUGGAAGCAGGUAAAAGAUGUUUAAUAUACACUUGAAUACAGUCACCACAGAAAUUAGAGGGGUUUUUUUUCUCAUGAUUAAAUGAACUGCAAAACAACUGUUCACCCCAUUUUUCUUCAGAGGAUUAAAUCUAUCUGAUCCAACAUUAAAUUAUCUUAAAGAGAGAAGUUAGAGUCAGGAGUCAAUUUUACCACCCUCAAAAUAUUACAUUUGCCUCUCCAUCAGUAGGUGAGAAUGACAUUGUGAAUAUGACCUCUGACUCUAACAGUUGUAAAGCCAGUUACUUGUCAGGUAUGUAAGGUAAGAAUUGCACAGAAAACCAAGCCUUUCCUCCCCCCUCUCCUCGCUCCCCCCGUUCUCCUGUAUUCUUAGGCGUUGAUACUUCCUACCUAUUUUUGCUAGAGCUCCUCUUCUUUCCUCUUCUUUCCUUUAAAAAAACAACAACACACACACAACUUUUUUAAAAGGCAAUUCGUCUUCCUCACUCUAGAUUUCAAAACAAUGUUACACGAUGUCCCAGCUUCACUGAGUUUUUGAACACAGACUUCUUAAGCCUGCCUUCUGUUGAAGGAAAACAUAAUUGAUGUGUGAAUGGAAUCCAUCACCUGUUGAAAGAAGGGUUGUCAGAAAGAUGAUGUAGGGAGCAUGCCCUUAAUUGGGGAAUGAUAAAUGUAUUAAUAUAACUUUGUUGGUGCCAUAGAAAUAUUUUCAUCUGUAGAUAGAAAAUGUUCUCUUAAGCCAAAAUUGGUAUUUUUCAUUUAUUUGUAUAAUACUGACUUUGGAGAAGAAUUUCAUUUCUGUAUUAACAGUUUCUUAAUCGAUUGAAGCACCAUAUCUUAAUUUUAAAAUACAUUUGUUAAUUUCGUUUGUGUGUUUUUAAAAGUUAUUUUCUAAAAUUAAUUGUCAAGUUAACUUUCUGUGAUUUUUAAAAACAUAUUUGAACAGGUCAGUUUUUAAAUAGUUUGAAGUAUAUUAAUUCUGCACUCCACAUUCAUUUAAUCAUAAAGCCUGAAUUUGGUCACAGAACAGACUAUAAAUUGGGAAUAUUUUCCUAUAUUGGACAAUUCCAGUGUAUCCUAAGACAAUCAUCUUUUUAGGUGUGGUAUUUAUUGAAACAUUGGUAAUUUUAGGGUUCAGAUUGUUACUCUUCAGUUGGCUUAUGGAAUGAAAGUUAAUAGACUGAGUGAUUAUAUCACUUUAGAGUGAGAUAGGGAAUUAUUGCCAGCCUUCCUGUAAGUCUGCAGUAAAGAAUAUUUAAAAUUUUAUGUUAUAUUACUAAUACUUUCUCUUUCGAAGCUGUUGCAAAUGUCCACUUGUCCAUGAUUGAAAAUUAAGAUUAGUAACCAUUACAAUUUGACCCAUAAAUUAUCUCAAACAUCAAAUCAGUAUAGUAUGACCAAUCAUUGUAAAAUGUGAAAUUAUCAUAUGAUUAUCCUGAAGUAAAUUAUUUCCAAACCAUAGAGAAAUAAUCACAGUAUUUUUCAAAAUUGUAUUUCUACCCUCUUUUGCAUGUUACUGAUUUUUUUUCCUGAGUUAUAAAAAUGUGUUGUGAUAUAUUAAAAUCUGCAAGGAAAAUUGCUUUAAACAUUUUAGGGCAGUAAAAAUUUUACUAUUUCUUGAAGAAUGGGGUUUUAAAAAAACUUUAUCUUUUAUUAAAAAUAACUUAAUAAUUCAGUAAAAUAUUUUAGGACUUGGUUUUCAUGGCUUUUACAGUUAUUUGGAUACGUUCCUUUAGUCACUUAGACCAUAUGGCUAGUUCUCCAAUUGUUUUUUGUUUGUUUUUAAUAAACCAGCUAUUCAGCAAUCAGAGAGUCUUACAUUUUAUAGAUUUCUUCUAGUUGAGGUCGAAAGGUCUUAGAUAUUAGGAAAGGCAGGUACGAUGUCCUAACAUUUUCAUAGUAGAGCUUACAAAUGAAUUUAUCUAAAUAGGUUAUCUUUGGUAUGUAGCACCAAUACAGAUAGGGGUUUCAUUAGUCAUUGAAUCUGAUGAAGCAGUUAUAGGUCAUCUCUUACUUUGCUCUAAAAAUCGUUGUCAUUUCAGGCCAUGUUAUUUUCUCUGAGCCGUUUCCGUUGUAAGGUUGAAUAUCCUUUCUUUAUGCAAAUCAUCACUAAAGGUUAAGAUAUUCAGAUAAGAGUUAAAAAUAAGUUAUGUUUGAUUGUUUUUCCUGAAAAUAAUGGUGAACCUAUUGUCUGUAUUAUGGAUAUUAGGCAGAAAUGCACUUGUUUCGAUCAUAGCAGAAAUUACAUUUGGAGACCAUAAUUACUGGAUUUUCUAGUGGUGUGAAAUACUUUUUAAAAAUUGUGCUUGUCUGUAACUGAAAUGUUACAGAAUUGUAACACUAUAGGGAUUAUAGAGUUGUAUUUAUUAGCUCUCCUCAAGAGAUUGAAGCACAAUAAUUAUCAUGUAACAGUUCUUAUACAAGUGCUGCUAACCUGUCGUCCAAAUAAUGAAGCUAUUUGGUUGCCUAGCUAGCUAUUCACAAAUUACUGUAAUCCUUGAAACGUAGUCUUGUUGCUCAUUGUAUUAAAUUUUGGGUAUUGUGGGUUAAUACUUUAGAACAAAAUCCAUUAACUCAGCUCUGUGAGACAGCAAACCAUUUGAAUUCAUUAGUUUUAUAUGUAUUAUCAGUAGAAUAAAUUUUGAAGGGGCUAUUUACUACCAAUGACUAAGGGGGAAAAUUAUAUUGUAUCAUUUGACUUGAACUUUUGUGGUCUUGUAAAAGUCUUGUCUGUGUGUUUCCAGAUUGCUUAAGCCAUACAUACUUUUAAGGAUUUUUUCUGUAAUGUUCUUUUCCAGCAGCCUUUUCCUGCUUUAUCUGUUAUUGUUAAUACUUAUUUGAUUUUAGAAAUUGAGAGGUUAUUGAAACAUUUUUUCUUGAGUUCAUAACUUUUGACUCUUGUAUAUGUGAUUUGUCAUAAAGAAUAGCAAGCCUUUCACUACUUCACUAAAUGAAUUUCAGAGUAAACACUGUGAUUCUGCAGAGUGGGUUCUGUAGGCCCCUGUCUUUCCAAUGUUUUCUUCUUUUAUAUGGUGCCUACCACCUUGAGGGCGUUUAAAUACCAGUGGAUGGAAAGUUAAACAUUGUCAUUUUUUAUGUUUAUUGAAUAACAAGAUUACAGAAUAUUUGAUUUUUGUUGUCAGUGUAUUGAAAGCAUUUUUUUGCAUUGAUAAAUGUUCUCUAGGAAUGUGACUAACAUUCAUCUGGUGUGAACUCUUGUAAAUGAAUUUUGUAUCUUGAAUCCACGUAUAUAUUAAGUGUAUCAAUAUGAAAAUAAACAUUAUUUGCUUAAAGUUUUCUUAAGAAUGGUUGACACCGUAAA
Molecule: messenger RNA, 10970 nt
Organism: Myotis daubentonii (Daubenton's bat)
Lineage: Eukaryota; Metazoa; Chordata; Mammalia; Chiroptera; Vespertilionidae
Gene: SCAI
Product: suppressor of cancer cell invasion
Biological process (GO): DNA-templated transcription
Molecular function (GO): transcription corepressor activity
Source: RefSeq, a predicted model, not a curated record